This is a messenger RNA of Acaulospora colombiana, 246 nucleotides long. The record is from the annotation of a GenBank genome assembly. Lineage: Eukaryota; Fungi; Glomeromycota; Glomeromycetes; Diversisporales; Acaulosporaceae.
CGGGGGUGUUCGGAAGGCGGCAUGGUUGAGGGCGGACCGCGGUUAACCCCUACUCGUCCAUACCGCACCACAUCCCUUGAAGAUGACUUUGUGCAACUCAGCGGGAUGUUAGAGCGGCUUCAUUCCUAUCCCGUAUCCGAAGAUGAAUCGAAUGUGGCGCAACGAAGCCCUACAUUCGGUGAAGACGCGGCAUUUAAGAACAAAGUCUGGGACGAUGCUAAGCUCGUAUCACCUAAGCUCAAGAGA